AUGCAUAACUACACAUGCAUCAAAAAUCAAGGUCCGUUAUGUCAAUUCAAUCCAACCUCAUAGCUCCGUUGAAAUCAUACCAAUAUAUACACAUAUAUGCACACACAGUUCCGUCCUACCGGCUUCGGUGGGACCGCCGGCCCUAUUUGUUAACCAUCAACCUCCUUAUUCAUCAAUCUCUAUGUCAUGGAUGUGUAUAUAUAUAUAUAUAUAUAUAUAUUAUACACACAUAAUAUGUUCUGCGGAGUUGUAGAGUUCAGGGACUGUUAAAGAGGUGGGAGGGGAAAUAUCGGAGAUGAAUUCGGCUAAGAAUAGGAAGAAGAGGUCUUUUUCGUACAUGCCGAAAUUUGGGUGCUUCAGUUCGGACUAUGAUAAACCGACGGUCGAGAGAUCGGACGGUGCUGGGAAUUUCGAUAUGGAGUCCGGUUGUACCGGAAAGGAUCGGUCGCCGACUCACCUGGUGAUUAUGGUCAACGGCAUCAUUGGGAGUGCUCAGAAUUGGAGAUUUGCUGCAAAGCAAUUCUUGAAGAGGUAUCCUCAAGACAUUAUCGUUCACUGCAGUGAGUGUAAUUCUUCAAUGUUAACAUUUGACGGUGUUGAUGUAAUGGGAAAGAGACUAGCGGACGAGGUGAUAUCUGUUAUAACCCGUUAUCUAGAUCUUCAGAAAAUAUCUUUUAUAGCUCACUCACUUGGUGGCCUCAUAGCAAGAUAUGCUAUUGCUAAGCUUUAUGGUCAAGAUAUCCAAAGGAAACCUUCUCAAGGAAAUGGAGAAUGUGGAAGUGAUAAAUCUAAUCAUCCAUGCUCGGAAGAGAAAUUUAAAGGCAAAAUUGCUGGACUGGAACCCAUGAAUUUCAUAACCGUGGCAACACCACACCUUGGUUCAAGGGGACAUAAGCAGGUCCCAAUGUUUUGUGGCUUUUACACUGUGGAGAAGGUAGCAUCUCGGACAUCAUGGCUUUUUUCAAGAACUGGGAAACAUUUAUUUUUGACAGAUUGUGAUAAGGAAAAAUCCCCUCUUCUAGUUCAGAUGGUCAAUGACUAUGAAGAUCUUAAAUUUAUGUCUGCUUUACAGUCAUUCAGGCGUCGUGUUGCCUAUGCAAAUGCCAAAUUUGAUCAUCUUGUGGGAUGGAGUACAUCAUCGAUCCGGCGCCGAAAUGAGCUCCCAAAGCGUCAACAUCUUUCAAAAAAUGACAAAUAUCCACAUAUUGUAAAUGAGGAAGCAGCAAAAACUGUGGAUUCUGAAGAAGAAUUCUCUUUGGAGACCAAAGUCGAUGGAUAUAAGACAAUUGACAUGGAAGAGACAAUGAUCAGAGGUCUUACAAAGGUGAGCUGGGAACGGGUUGAUGUUAGCUUCCGUGGUAGCAAACAAAGAUUUUUUGCGCACAAUACGAUCCAGGUAAAAACCUACUGCAUCAAUUCUGAUGGAGCCGAUGUGAUACAACACGUGAUCGACAAUUUUCUCUUGUAGAAGUCCAUAAUUGUGUAUCUUUGUACACCAAUAAGCCAAUAGUCUAGCGGUGUCAGGCUCUUACUUCCCAAAAAGAGGUCAAGGAUUUGAACUUUGGUGGACUUACGUGUGUUAUAGUAACAAUUAAUAAAUAAAAAUUGUGCAUCUUGUACCAUCAAAUUAUGUAAAUUAUUCCUUCUAAAUAUGAAAAUGUAAAAGAAGGCUUGAGAAAUAAUGAGGAGAUCUAGUUAGUGAUCAACUUCAGCAUGUUGAGUGUGUGUGUGUGUGUGUGUGGGUGUGUGUGUGAGAGAGAGAGAGAGAGUGUGUGUUACACUGCCUGCCCACCAGGAGGAGUAAAUAGAUCUGUGGGAGGGCUGGCUGAAUCAAUAAUGUAUGGACAACUUCUGAGAGUAUCCUUGUGCAAUAAAUUUUACCAAACAUUAUUUUA
Cornus florida is the source of this 1895-nucleotide messenger RNA. RefSeq names its product lipid droplet phospholipase 1-like. Lineage: Eukaryota; Viridiplantae; Streptophyta; Magnoliopsida; Cornales; Cornaceae. The record is from RefSeq and is a predicted model, not a curated record. The coding region runs from base 296 to 1468 and encodes 390 amino acids. The transcript is spliced from 10 exons.